This is a messenger RNA of Closterium sp. Yama58-4, 3120 nucleotides long. The record is from the annotation of a GenBank genome assembly. NCBI's taxonomy places the organism in Eukaryota, Viridiplantae, Streptophyta, Zygnematophyceae, Desmidiales, Closteriaceae.
AUGCUUAAGGAGCUUGAGAUGAAGCGACGCGCGCGCGCGCUCGCGGUGCCUACUAGCGACACGGACGUGCGGUUGCGACUCCGCGCGAUCGGCGAGCCAAUCACGCUCUUCGGCGAGCGCGAAAUGGAGCGGCGCGAUCGACUUAGGUCUAUAAUGGCUAAGUUAGACGCCGAGGGGCGCCUUGACGAGCUUUACGAGGCGAUCGAGCGGCAAAUGCGGGAGAGCGGGGAAGGCGGCGCGGAGGUUCUAGAAACGGAGGAGGUUCCUCAAGCGGAGUUGUUUUAUACCGAGGGGAGUAAGGAGCUGCUAUUGGCGCGGCAGGAGAUUGCGGUGUUUUCGCUGCCCCGGGCAGGUGAAAGGAUUCGGCGUGCGAAGCGGCGGCGCGAGGAUCCCGAUGAGGACGAGGAGGCGGAGGCAAAGGAAAUGAUUGGCGUGGUGCAAGGGAUGAGCAUGCAGGUAUCAGAGAUAGGAGACGAGCGCCCCAUCUCCGCCUGCGCGCUCUCCCCCGACGCCUCUCUCCUCGCCACCUCUGGCUGGAGCGGCGCCUGCCGCCUCUGGUCGCUGCCAGCUGUGCGGGCGGCAGGCGCGCUGCGCGGCCACUCAGAGCGCGCCACGUGUGUGGCCUGGCACCCCCACGCGCUCUCCUCGCUCCCUGCCUCCGGUCCCAACAUUGCCACGGCCGGUGCUGACAGGUGCGCCCUGCUCUGGUCGCUCCCGUGGGCAGCAUCAACCCCACCCGACGCCAACGGCCAAUCCUACACCCCCUCCUCCCUCCCCCAAUCCGAUGGCCCGGAUUCCUCCUCCCGCCCCGCACCCCCCUUCUCCUCCUCCUCCCCCACUCUCUCCACCCCUCUCCUCCGCCUUUCCGGCCACUUAGACCGAAUCGCGCGAGUGGCCUUCCACCCGUCCGGAAGGUUCCUGGCAAGUACGAGUUUCGACAAGACGUGGCGUUUGUGGGACGUGGAGCGGGGAGGGGUGGAGUUAUUGCUGCAGGAGGGGCACAGCCGGGCUGUGUACGGUGUCUCUUUCCAAAAGGACGGCGCGCUCGUUGCCACGUGCGGGCUGGAUGCUCUGUGCCGGGUGUGGGACCUGCGGACGGGGAGGAGUAUCCUUGCAUUGGAGGGGCAUGUGAAGCCGCUCCUGGCAUGCGACUUUUCCCCCAACGGAUAUCACUUAGCAACAGGAGGCGAGGACCACACAUGCCGCGUGUGGGACCUGAGGAGAUGCAGGAAGGGCGCGGGAGGGGGAGGGGGAGCAGGGGGGGCGGAGGGGAGUGGUGGCAGCCUGUAUGUGAUCCCGGCUCACACACGGCUGGUGUCAGUGGUGCGAUAUGAACCGAGGGAGGGAAUGCUGCUGCUCACCGCUGGCUAUGAUAACACUGCCAAGGUGCUGGGGCGGCGCUUCAAGCCGGUGAAGGUGCUGGCAGGGCAGAGUGGGGAGAUGAUUCUUGAGCGCAUUGAAACCCCUUCUCCCCCCCCCCCCCCUUCCCCCCUACCCCUUCCCUCUUUUUCCCCCUACCCCUCCCCUCUUUUUCCCCCUACCCCUCCCCUCUUCCCCCCUACCCCUCCCCUCUUCCCCCCUACCCCUCCCUUCUUUCCCCCUUCCCUUCUUCAACUUGCCACAGGGCGGGACUUCAAGCCGGUCAAGGUGCUGGCAGGGCACGAAGGCAAGGUCAUGGGGGCUGACGUGGCAGCAGGUGAGUGGAUGGUCGUGGGUGCUGACGUGGCAGCAGAUGCGUGGAUGUCAGCUGCAGUCCCUUUAUCUCCUCCUGGUCUCGAGAUGCCAGAAGGGAAGGUGGAGACAGCGAUCAACGAGAUAUUGAGCGGUGGUAGUUGGAGCAAGGACGAGGAAGAGCAACUGAGGAUUCACUUCAAGUCCCUCCCCCCUCGGUACGCAGCCAUGGGUUACUCUUCCGACGCAGUUAAGAGCCACAUGGCUUUGCUUAGGGAAGCAUCAGGCCUGAAGGAGGGGAUACCGGCAAUUCGACUGGACGUGAACAAUGGCGAGCUUGACGCUUUCAUGGAGGACGAGAGCGAAACGGACGAUUCCUUCUCAUCGGCCGGUGGUAUCUCGCUCUCGUCUUGCCUGGAGGAUUCGUUAUCGUCCAGCCGGACCGAGGUCACAUUCGCGUGCAGCAACCACGUCUGUCGCAGCAACAUCUCCUCGGCUUUUCACAGAUCUGGCAUUCGUGUUUUCGGAAUCUACACCUUCACUUCCAAGCAGAGUUCACAGUCCGGGAAGGACAUGCUGGAAGUGCUGCUGUGCGAGAAGGGAGCCAUGAAGAAGAAGCUUGGUAAUUUCAUCCUUGAUCCGCUUCGGCUGUCAAUGGGACCGGUGAUUGCUGUUGGAGCGUCAGGCGAAGUGAGGAAGGGGACGUACGAUGGAGAAACGGUCGCCGUUAAAGUGCUGAAAGGGGAGGGUAAAGACCCGUACGCGAAUGUUGCGGAGUUUCGCCGGGAGGUGGUAACCCUAAUGUCGUGCGGCCAGUGUCCGCAGCUACUGAAGUUCUUCGGCGUCUGUAUCGACUUUCGGCAACGGAUCUGCAUUGUUACAAAGUUCAUGGAGAGAGGGACUCUGAACGACCUGCUUAGGCGACGCCAGGGCAAGGGUUUGCCGCUCAGCGAUGCAGUGAGCAUCGCGCGCGACGUCGCACAAGCGAUGGCGUUUCUUCACAAGAACGGGAUGAUUCACCGCGAUUUGAAAUCGGCGAAUAUCCUCUUGGAUAAGGAGGGUCACGCUGUGGUGGGAGAUUUCGGCGUGGCGAGACUAAAAGGAGAGCGAGGGGAGAUGACCAAGGAAGUCGGAACCUACAGAUGGAUGGCUCCUGAAGCCUUCGGCACGAGUCCAUGGCCAGUUACUCAUAAGGCCGAUGUCUACAGUUUCGGAAUCGUUCUCUGGGAAGUUUUAACAGGGGGGGUGCCGUUUGCUGAUUAUUCCCCGCUACAAGCUGCUGUGGCUGUUGCUCUUAACGGAGCUCGUCCGAGUAUUCCGGCAUCGGUGCCGGAAUCGCUUCGCUCGCUGAUUGAACGGUGCUGGGACAAGACGCCCAAGGAAAGACCAGAGUUCAGCGAGAUUUUGUCCGAGCUUGACCGGAUUGCUAAGGAGAUUCAGCAGCAGUAA